Symbiodinium natans is the source of this 1485-nucleotide messenger RNA. The record is from the annotation of a GenBank genome assembly. Lineage: Eukaryota; Dinophyceae; Suessiales; Symbiodiniaceae.
AUGAAUCCGAGGUAUUCGGAGAUAGCCGGAAGUUAUCAGGAAGAUGAGUACAGCGUCCACUACGUCUGUUUUAUGGAGCAUGGUCAGGACGGCUUGGAGUAUCUGGGCCAAGUGGGCCAGCGUACUCUGGAUCAGGUGCUCAUGCCGCCGGCAACGGCCCCUGAGUCUGUGGCCUCCCAGUCGACAAGCCUGCGGAGUGGGAGCGUCGCGGUGCGCGACGUGGAGACGCAGACCGUCAUCUCCCAGUUUGAGGACCAUGCUGAGGCUGUUGAGUCCAUGGUGUGGGACCCUUCCGGCCUACAGCUGGUGACCUGCGCCACGCUUGGGCAUCGAAUUCUGGUGCACCGAGCAGUGCUGGGAACUGGGCAUGCCUUUACCCUGGACUCGGUGAAGGAUGGGCCGCAGUUGGGCAGCCUUACCUUCCAGCACGUCUUCACACUCUCCCGCGGUGUCACCCCUGCUGUCAUCAGCAACAUCGCGAUUUCCGACGACAGCCAAUUUGUUGCUGUGUCCUCUGCCAAGGGAACCACGCACGUAUUCCGCUUGCCCUCUUUCCACUCGCACCGGCAUCAGCUCUUGGAGACAGGGGCCGUGGUGGUGCCUGGAGUGCCUGGCGUCAACCACAAUCCGGUGAACCUCAGCGUUUGCACGCGCGUGCGGCUGGGCUCUGUCCUACUGCAAGAGGGUCUAAUGCCCCACAGCUCCUUCUUCAUGCCUCGUUCGGGCAGGGGUGGUGCUGCCGGACAGUCGCUGCCCUGGAUCUACGUCGCCACACGGGCGGGCUCCCUCACAGUGUAUUCGCUUCACUCUGCACCUUCAACUGCCAGCCACACUUCUGCAGAUUUGGGCGAAUGCGGCGACGGCGGAGCACCAGAAGAGUGGUCGACCUGCCUGCAGCGCGAGAAUCGCAUUUGUCGGCCACUGCGACACUUCAACGAGCGGCGCCUGUCGGCCCGGGAUGGAGAGACUUCUGCAAGGGCCACAGGGCCUUCAAAAGGCCCUUCUUCCCCACGAGAAGCUCGUGGCAGCCAGCGUGCAAGCCCAAGGCAAGCGGCCGAUCUGAGCCCAGCUACAACCACGCGCUCCACGCGCUCCGACGAGGGUGUCUCGAAGUGGCUGGCCUUUGCGGAGACCGCAACACACCUCCCGAUCCAGAUCCCCUUGUGGCUGUGCCCUCAGCUGCGCAUCUUCGCCUACCCAGAUACCAGCCGCGACGAAUUGAAUGCGUCCCUGCGGGCGGGUCAAAUGGUACCCGGGCGCCGGGAGAUGGAGAUCAGCCGAUCCGAGCACCCCGGCGAGACGGUCCUCUACCACAGCCAGGCUGCUGCAGGAGAUGAGCUGAGGCAGCUGUUUGGCGGUGCCUUGGGGGCAGCGGUGGACGAGGCCUCAGCCGGACCGCAGCUCUCCGUCUCUGGGGGCUGGCCACCCAGACUUGGUUCUUCGGAUUCCCGGGAGGAUGCGGAAGACGACUGGGUGAAGGCGUAG